UCUUCAUCCCCUGAUUCCUAGUUUUUGAGCUGUUCUGCCUGCUUAUCCAACAUAUCCAGUACUAAAACGGUUACAGAGGCGGAACUAUCCAGCAGUGUGACACGAUGGUGACAACACCACCCUCUUAUACCAAAGUCACUCACUCCGCCACCUAUCCCGGCAUCAAUCCAACUCAGCCCGGCCUCUCUACAGGAGGCAAGGUUGUGUUGAUUACCGGAGCGUCUGGCGGCAUCGGCCAGGCCACUGCCUUAUCCUUUUCUGCCUCGGGACCCCGAGCCCUCAUCCUCCUGGGUCGUCGUGCCGAAGCCCUGACGGAAACCGUCAAGAUCAUCGGCACGAACCAUGCAGAGGUGACAGUUCAGGCCCAUCAAGCCGACCUUGGCGAUGCUUCUAGUGUCCGCAAUGCCAUGGACAAGGCGGCUGCGGAUUUUGGCAGCAUCGACAUUCUCGUGCACUGUGCAGGCGUACUGGCUCCGGUUGUUCCCCUUCUGGAGGCGGAUCCAGCCACCUUCCUGGACGGCUACAAGACCACGGUCGUCGGUACGCUGGUGGCGGCGCAGGCUGUGGUCCUCGCAAACAAGGCCGUUGCCAACGAAGACAAGCCGAUCACCUUCAUCAAUCUGACCACAGCCGGCAUUCUGUUCCCCCCGUUCCCCGGUAUGGGUGCCUACGUGAGCAGCAAAAUGGCUGCCGUGAAGCUUCUCCAGGCAUUUGCCGCCGAAAAUCCGCAAGUGCGCCUUCACAAUGUACAUCCGGGACUCCUCGAAACGGCCAUGGCAGCCAAGCUGGCGGAGUCAAUCCAAUUGCCAUAUGCAUAUGACGACAUCUCUCUUCCUGCAGACUUCCUUGUCUGGGUUGCCUCCCCCGAGGCAGCAUUUCUCAAAAACAAGAUCGUUUUCGCUUCCUGGGAUGUUGACGAACUCAAGGCUCGCGAGAAGGAGAUUGUCGGUGGCCCGCCGGGAACUGGUGAGCUCGGGCUCGGCCACCAAGGAUUUCCACGAUUCUUGGCUGGCCAGCCUUUGCCUAACACGCAGUAGAUAGUCGUGACUUGUUCGCAGAAUGGGGAACUCGCAGGAAGGGUCCAAUUAAUCGGUUACUAAGCUUAGACACUCAGUUAUUAUGAAAAGUAGCCAUUAUACAUCCUCACCUGAAAGUAUUGUCCCCGAGCCCCUAUGUAUGAUAGCAUUUCAACUCAACAGCCCGAGCGUCUUGCGAC
Aspergillus melleus is the source of this 1216-nucleotide messenger RNA. RefSeq names its product SDR family oxidoreductase. Gene Ontology annotation, cellular component: cytosol. NCBI's taxonomy places the organism in Eukaryota, Fungi, Ascomycota, Eurotiomycetes, Eurotiales, Aspergillaceae. Gene Ontology annotation, molecular function: oxidoreductase activity. Bases 105 to 1037 code for a protein of 310 amino acids. The record is from RefSeq and is a predicted model, not a curated record. The transcript is spliced from 2 exons.